UGAUUGAAGUUAAGCCAAACCGAAACGACAAAGAAAGGGUUUUAUUAGGGUUUAACAUCGCAACAAACAUUACAAAAUAAUCUACUAAAUUUCACCAUGAGAAGAGCUUCGAGUUCGAUUUCAUUUCUUAUACACCUCUCUCGCCACAAGCCUCAAAAAUUAACCCCUCUUCUCGGCAUAAAUUAUAUUUGUGGUCUCACCUCAUCUUCUUCACCGCUCAAAUCCUAUACUAGAAUCCAUGGCUUGUUCUUCAAAACCCACCAAUAUCAAGCAAACCCAUCUAGAAAACUCAACACCCUUGUACAGAGCCCUCCUCAAAUUUCCUCUAGACAGAGAAAAAUCAAAGAAAAAUCUGAUCUUGAAGAGGCUUUUGAGUCCGCUAAGACUACUGAAGAAAUGCUUCAAGCUUUUAAAGAAAUGGAGUCUUCUUUUGAUGAGAGCGAACUUGGUUUGGCUUGUUUGAAAAUGGGUCUCAAACUUGAUCAGCAAGGUGAGGACCCUGAAAUGGCUCUCUCUUUUGCUAAUAGAGCUUUGAAAGUUCUUGAUAAAGAUGAUAACAAUAAUAAACCGUCUUUGCUUGUUGCUAUGUGUUUACAAUUAAUGGGUUCCGCCAAUUAUACCUUGAAAAGAUUUAAUGAUUGUUUGGGGUAUCUUAAUCGAGCUAAUAGGAUAUUGUGCCGGUUAGAGGAAGAAGAUUUUGGUAGAAUGGACGAUAUUAGGCCGGUUUUGCAUGCUGUGCAACUUGAGUUAGCCAAUGUGAAGACUGCAAUAGGAAGGCGGGAAGAGGCUUUGGGGCAUCUUAGGAAGUGUUUAGAGAUUAAGGAGUUGACUCUAGAGGAAGACAGUAGGGAAUUAGGAGUGGCGAACAGGGACUUGGCAGAAGCAUAUAUUGGGGUUUUAAAUUUUAAGGAGGCAUUGCCAUUUGGUUUGAAGGCUUUGGAGAUUCAUAAAAAUGGACUGGGGCAUAAUUCUGUAGAGGUUGCACAUGAUAGGAGGGUUCUUGGGGUUAUAUAUAGUGGGUUGGAAGAGCACCAUCAGGCACUGGAGCAGAAUGAGUUGUCACAGAAGGUUUUGAAAACUUGGGGCCUUAGUUCUGAACUGCUUCGUGCAGAGAUUGAUGCUGCCAAUAUGCAGAUUGCAUUGGGAAAGUAUGAGGAGGCCAUUGAUACCUUGAAGGGUGUUGUCCAGCGGACAGAAAAGGAUAGUGAGACUCGAGCAUCUGUGUUUAUUUCAAUGGCAAAAGCGUUCUGUAACCAGGAAAAAUUUGCUGAUUCAAAGAGGUGUUUAGAAAUUGCCUGUGGAAUUCUAGAUAAGAAAGAAGCAGUUUCGCCACUAGAAGUUUCUGAGGCAUACUCAGAGAUAUCCAUGCAAUAUGAGACUAUGAAUGAGUUUGAGACUGCAAUUUCAUUGUUGAAGAGAACACUGGCUUUGCUUGAGAAACUUCCACAAGAGCAGCAUUCAGAAGGAAGUGUUUCUGCUAGAAUAGGGUGGUUACUUCUGUUGACAGGUAAGGUGCCUCAGGCAAUUCCAUACUUGGAGAGUGCAGCAGAGAGGUUAAAAGAAAGCUUUGGUCCCAAGCAUUUUGGAGUGGGGUAUAUUUACAACAAUUUGGGGGCUGCAUACUUGGAAUUAGAUAGACCUCAUUCAGCUGCACAGAUUUUUGCAGUUGCAAAAGAUAUAAUGGAUGUCUCACUUGGUCCUUAUCAUGCUGAUUCAAUUGAGGCAUGUCAAAACCUUUCUAAGGCAUACAGUACUAUGGGAAGUUAUACCCUUGCAAUUGAAUUCCAGCAGCGAGUAAUUGAUGCCUGGGAAAGCCAUGGACCAAGUGCAGAAGACGAACUCAGAGAAGCUCAUCGUCUUCUUGAACAAUUAAAGAAUAAAGCCCGUGGUGCAUCCACUAUCGAACCUCACACAAGGGCCUUGCCUCUGCCCCAUGCUGAUCUCUCUAGCCAAAGUUCCUAGCCAGAUUUUUUCUGUGAAUCUGAAGCUAGCAAGCAUAGUUAAUUAGACUUGCUUUAUAAGCUAAUUUGAUGCAUGAUAUUACCUCUAUUCUUUUCAAUUUUUUCAUAGUAAUUAUGUAGCAAGUAAAUUAAGUGACUCAAAACAGAUUUUUUUUCUACUUUUUGUUUUGGGAUGCAGAAGUGUUUUUUUUUUGUUAAUAUAUACUUCUGAUAGGACAUGUUUGUUCAUGUGACAUUAUAUAUUUAUGUAUGGACUGAAUGACCUCUCCAGCACCACGGUGUCACAUUGGGAGCAGAUUUGCAGGA
Messenger RNA from Mangifera indica (mango), 2267 nucleotides. Its product is annotated as protein KINESIN LIGHT CHAIN-RELATED 3. NCBI's taxonomy places the organism in Eukaryota, Viridiplantae, Streptophyta, Magnoliopsida, Sapindales, Anacardiaceae. Gene Ontology annotation, molecular function: protein binding. The record is from RefSeq and is a predicted model, not a curated record. The transcript has 2 exons. Bases 97 to 1962 code for a protein of 621 amino acids.